Molecule: messenger RNA, 1387 nt
Organism: Lactuca sativa (garden lettuce)
Lineage: Eukaryota; Viridiplantae; Streptophyta; Magnoliopsida; Asterales; Asteraceae
Product: transcription factor HHO6
Biological process (GO): regulation of DNA-templated transcription
Molecular function (GO): DNA-binding transcription factor activity; DNA binding
Source: RefSeq, a predicted model, not a curated record
AUUCCACAAUCCACACUCUAGAUUCCCUUUAAAGUACGCAUUUCUUCGCAAUUUUCUCCAAGAUAUCAUCCAAACAAACCAUAAAUACAUCCAUACGCUAAAUCACCACUCUCCAUCAUUUCUCUUUAUGUCCAAAUUUUGAUCAUCAGCUAUCAAGAUAUCAAGAAACAAACGAAUCGAUUGGAAAACAAAGUGAUUCACAUGGGAAGCUUAAAUCCAUCUCCUGAAAUAACCUUGGAUUUCCGACCAACUUUUAUCCCGAAAACAAUCGGCCAGUUUCUUGGAGAAGUGUCUAGAAUUAGUAACGUAACAGAGAAGCUUUUGCAAGUUGAUGAUUUUGUUAAACGAUUAGAAACAGAAACACGGAAAAUCGAAGCUUUCAAAGAUCUCCCUCUAUGCAUGCUCCUCAUGAACGAUGCAAUCUAUGCGUUGAAGGAGGAAUCAAUGAUGUUAAAGAAAACACCAAAUUCUGAACCAGUACUCGAGGAAUUUAUAUCACUGAAGAACAAUUGUGAUGAUGAUUCAAAACUCGAAAUUAUCGAAAAACAAUAUGAGAAUAGCGAUAAGAAGAAUUGGUUGAGCUCGACACAGCUUUGGAACACUAAUGAGAACUCCGAGGAAGAAGAUGUCGGAAUCAAGAAUCCGAUGAUUCCUUGCUCUACACAAAACCUUCAAUCAAACAUUCGGAAUGGCUGCACACCGCCUCCACCACCACCAUCGCCGCCCCCACCACCACAGCAGCAGGUGGCUAGGAAACAGAGAAGAUGCUGGUCAGCGGAGUUGCAUAGACGAUUUAUUGCUGCGUUACAAGAACUUGGUGGUUCACAAGCAGCGACUCCUAAGCAGAUUCGAGAGCUUAUGCAAGUAGAUGGCCUCACCAAUGAUGAAGUAAAGAGCCAUUUGCAGAAAUACAGGCUUCAUACACGAAGGCUCCCAUCUUCGUAUACAAAUCAACAUGUAGGAUUCUCUAAAUGUAGCAAUUCUCAAUUGGAUUCUCCUAAUGGGCCCCUUAUGAAUGGUGGCGACAACAUAGUCGAUGAUGAAGUAGAAGAUGAGAAAUCUCAGAAUUAUUGUUGGAAUUAGCAGUUGUUCCAUGGUGGUACCUAUACAGAAACAAUCUAAUAGUUAUGGUCACAGUCACAGUCACAGUCAUAGUCACAGUCACAGUUAAUAUAUAGUUUCAAUUCCAAUGUUGAUUUAGCUCUUUGUGAGCCCUAACCUCUUAUGUGAGCCACCUAAGUUGUUGUGUAUCUGAUUUAUCUUAUAUGAUGCCUGGGUGGUGGUCCGAUCUAAUUUAUAUAGAAAUAGCAAGUUUUGUAGAAUUAGUUUGAAUUUUUAUCAACAUUAAACUUUUCUUGAUUUUAAUAUUAUUACCAUGUUCUUAAAA